AUGACAACCUCAAAACCUACCUUCACAAUCGCCAUUCAACCCCCUCCAGGCCCAACAACCACCCUCCACCUCCCAACCCACCCCUCCGCCGCCAGCAACCCCCCACUCUUCAACGAUGCAAUGCAAAUCCGCAUGCGCGUCUUCGUCGACGAACAGCACUGCACCCCCGAAUCCGAAAUCGACGCCGACGACACACGAAGCUGGCAAUGGGUGAUCUACGCAUGGACAGGAGCAGCAAACAACGCACAAGACUCUACUUCUUCUUCUUCUUCUUCUUCUUCUUCUUCUUCUUCAACGGCAUCAUCCAUCCCCGUCGCAGUCAUCCGUCUCGUCCCCCCACCGCAACCACCACACGCCCUCCUCACACACCCGCACGACGCGGCAACAAAACACCUUCCCGACUGGGACUGGACCCAUGAGCCUUGUAUAAAACUCACCCGCGUCGCCGUGCUCCCCGAGUACCGCGGCCACAAGCUGGGUCGACGUCUCGUCGAGACGGCAUUGACGUGGGCCGCAACACACGCGGGGGAGAUUGAUGCCGCGGCGGCGCAAUUAGCAACCCAGGCCCAGGCCCAGGGCCCAGCGCAGACGAAUGACGAUUUCAACUCGACGGUGGUUGAGGGGGGAUGGUCUCCUGCUUCGUGGAGGGGAUUGGUACUUGUGCAUGCGCAGGUCGAUGUGGAAGGGAUGUAUCGGGGGCUUGGGUUUGUGACGGAUGAGGGGUUGGGGAGGUGGGAUGAGGAAGGGAUUGAGCAUGUUGGGAUGUUUCGGCGGGUGGAGUUGUAA
Molecule: messenger RNA, 786 nt
Organism: Penicillium daleae
Lineage: Eukaryota; Fungi; Ascomycota; Eurotiomycetes; Eurotiales; Aspergillaceae
Product: GNAT family N-acetyltransferase
Exons: 1
Coding region: 1-786 (261 amino acids)
Molecular function (GO): acyltransferase activity, transferring groups other than amino-acyl groups
Source: RefSeq, a predicted model, not a curated record